This is a messenger RNA of Diachasma alloeum, 1555 nucleotides long. Its product is annotated as putative protein FAM10A4. NCBI's taxonomy places the organism in Eukaryota, Metazoa, Arthropoda, Insecta, Hymenoptera, Braconidae. Bases 99 to 1232 code for a protein of 377 amino acids. The transcript is spliced from 5 exons. The record is from RefSeq and is a predicted model, not a curated record. Gene Ontology annotation, molecular function: Hsp70 protein binding; protein dimerization activity.
UCUUUGAGCUUUAUCAUAAAAAAACGUUCGUGAUUUAUCUACUCGCAAAAAUACAACAGAAAAAAUUAAUAAUUACAAGAAAUUUUAGGGCUGUAUUUAUGUUUAGAUCGCGGACGAUGUCAAUCCCAAUAAACAAAGAGCAGCUCGCUCCCCUAAAGUUUUUUGUCGAGCUCUGUAAGAAGAAUCCUCAGCUUCUUCAUGCCCCUGAUUUUGCCUUUGUCAGAGAAUUUAUCGAGUUUUUUGGUGGGAAAAUUCCUAAUGAGAAGAAGAAUGGACCAGAGGAGAAUGAUGACGAGCCCAGUAAAUUCCGUGAGGAGCCAGAAGAGGAAAUGGAGGACGAGAGUGGUGAUAGUGAUGUCGAGUUUGAUAUGACUGGGGUCAUUGAACCCGACAAGGAUUCUCCUCAAAAGAUGGGUAACCUUUCUCUUCAACCAACAGAAGAAGAAAUAGCAGAAGCCCAAUUAAAACGUUCAGAGGCAGUGUCAGCCUUUUCAGAGAAGGACUACGAAAAAGCACUGGCUCUCUAUACAGAAGCAAUAAUCCUCAACCCCCAUGCAGCUCUGCUCUACGCGAAACGUGGCCAAGUCUUUCUUCAAUUGAAUAAACCAAACGCUUGCAUUCGUGAUUGCAACAGAGCUAUCGAGCUGAACCCAGAUAGUGCAGCAGCCCACAAAUUUCGAGGUCGUGCCCAUCAGCUUUUGGGUGAUUGGGAAGAAGCCGCAACUGAUCUUCGACUGGCUUGUCAAUUCGAUUUUGAUGAACAAGCAGAUGAGUGGCUUCGUGAGGUUGCACCCAACGCUCGGAAGAUCGAGGAGCACAAACGAAAGAAAGAGCGUAGAGCACUGGAAAAAAAGGAGAAAUCACAUCAGGAGGCCGUGAGGAAGGGACGUAAGGCAGCCAAGGCACGUGAAGCUAAUUCACGUCCAUCACAGACUGAUGAUGGAGCAGGAAAACCAGGGAUGGGGGAUUUUUAUCAAUACCUUAAUGAUCCUGAAGUUUCGGCAGCAUUCCAGGAUCCUGAAGUAUCAGCCGCAUUUGUUGAUAUCUCAUCGAACCCAGCCAACAUUCUGAAGUAUCAGGGAAAUCCAAAAGUAAUGGCUCUGAUUAACAAAGUUGCCUCGAAAUUUGGUGGUGCGACUGGCUUCGGCGGAAUGGCAGGCCAGAUGCCUAGUGCAGAUGCGUCGCCAAAGCCAUCUGCACCGAAAAGCGAUGACGACGUCGGCCUUGAUUAAAGGUGCUUUAUACCCCACUCCAAGUCUCUUGCUUACCUUCACUCAAGUUCAUUGUCGUAAGACAUUGUUUUUUUUCCUCCCAACAUCGUCUACUCACCAUUAUCUGGAUAAUUACUGCUUAAAUUGCAACAAUGUUAAGUAAUCGAAACUAGUACUUUUAUAAAAAGAUGGAGAGGGAAAGAGAUCAAAUGCAACAUUUAGCAUUAAUAAUUGUUUUUUCUAAGGGAGAUGACUGAAGAAAACGAAUGAAAGAGAAAAAAACAAAAUGUAUCUUUUGCCAUGAAACACGACAUCAUGUUGAAAAUAAAAUGAAUCAAAUCUUA